UGAUGCCUGGGAAACUCCUCUGGGGGGACAUUAUGGAGCUGGAGGCACCCUUGGAGGAGACCGAGAGCCAAAGGAAGGAGAGGCAAAAGAGCUUUAUGGAUAUCGGAAUUUCGGAUAAGGGAUUAUGGACCUGUACUUCCCUUAUAGGGUUGUUAUGAAGAUUUAAACAAGAUAAGCCGAAAGCAUUACACAGUGCUGGAGUGAUAGAAGGAAAUCAAGGCACCAUUAUGACUCAGACGAGAAAUCAGAAACAAGAGAAAAUGGUGUGGCAGAUAACUUGGAUGCUCCCAAGCCCAAAAAAGCUAGAAUGAAAGAGAAGCUAAAUGGAGACACUGAAGAAGGAUGUAAUAAUAGACUUUCAGAUGAAUUUUCUAAAUCUCAUAAGUCAAGAAGAAAAGAUCUGUCAAAUGGAGAUAUUGAUGAAUAUGAAAAAAAAUCAAAGCGAGUGUCAUCCUUAGAUAGUUCUACUCAUAAAUCAAGUGAUAAUAAACUAGAGGAGAGCCUAACACGUGAACAGAAAGAAGGAGCCUUCUCCAAUUUCCCUAUUUCUGAAGAAACUAUAAAGCUUCUAAAAGGUCGAGGGGUAACAUAUCUCUUUCCUAUUCAAGUUAAGACCUUUGGUCCUGUAUAUGAAGGAAAAGAUUUAAUUGCUCAAGCACGGACAGGAACAGGAAAGACAUUUUCUUUUGCUAUCCCCUUGAUUGAAAGACUCCAAAGAAAUCAAGAGACAAUUAAAAAAAGCCGCUCACCAAAGGUACUUGUUUUGGCUCCUACAAGGGAACUGGCAAACCAAGUAGCCAAAGACUUCAAAGAUAUCACUAGGAAACUCAGUGUGGCGUGUUUUUAUGGUGGAACAUCCUAUCAAAGCCAAAUUAAUCAUAUUCGAAAUGGUAUUGACAUCUUGGUUGGGACUCCUGGUCGUAUCAAAGACCAUCUGCAGAGUGGCCGAUUAGAUCUUUCUAAACUGCGCCAUGUUGUACUUGAUGAAGUGGAUCAAAUGUUAGAUUUAGGAUUUGCUGAACAAGUUGAAGAUAUCAUCCAUGAAUCCUACAAAACUGAUUCUGAAGACAAUCCUCAGACUUUACUUUUUUCUGCAACUUGCCCACAAUGGGUAUACAAAGUUGCAAAAAAAUACAUGAAAUCCAGAUAUGAACAGGUUGACCUUGUUGGAAAAAUGACUCAAAAGGCUGCAACUACUGUGGAAGGUUUUGAGUUCCAGCCCUGCAUCGGACUUAGAGCUGACUUGCAGAAACAAAAAAACAAACAAACAAAAGACACAAAAAAGAAAGGAUUAAAGAUGGCAUUUGCAUUAUUUAUGCAUUUGGCCAUCCAGUGCCAUUGGUCUCAGAGGCCAGCAGUUAUUGGAGAUGUCCUUCAAGUCUACAGUGGGUCUGAAGGGAGGGCUAUUAUUUUCUGUGAGACCAAAAAGAAUGUAACUGAAAUGGCCAUGAAUCCACACAUAAAACAGAAUGCCCAGUGUUUACAUGGGGACAUAGCACAGUCACAAAGAGAAAUUACCCUGAAAGGCUUCAGAGAAGGUAGUUUUAAAGUUUUGGUGGCAACCAAUGUGGCUGCCCGUGGUUUGGACAUACCUGAGGUGGACCUGGUGAUUCAAAGUUCUCCUCCCCAGGAUGUUGAGUCCUAUAUUCAUCGUUCUGGACGCACAGGUAGAGCUGGCCGGACAGGGAUUUGCAUAUGUUUUUAUCAACCAAGAGAAAGAGGUCAACUACGAUAUGUGGAACAAAAAGCAGGAAUUACUUUUAAACGUGUAGGUGUUCCUUCUACAAUGGAUUUAGUUAAAUCUAAAAGCAUGGAUGCCAUCAGGUCUCUGGCUUCCGUUUCUUAUGCUGCUGUUGAUUUUUUCCGACCAUCAGCUCAGAGAUUGAUUGAAGAGAAAGGGGCAGUUGAUGCAUUGGCUGCAGCAUUAGCCCACAUCUCUGGUGCAUCAAGUUUUGAACCACGAUCUUUGAUCACCUCUGAUAAGGGGUUUGUGACCAUGACUCUGGAAAGCCCGGAAGAAAUACAAGAUGUCAGUUGUGCUUGGAAAGAACUUAACAGAAAGCUGAGUAGUAAUGCUGUGUCCCAAAUUACCAGAAUGUGCCUCCUAAAAGGAAAUAUGGGUGUUUGCUUUGACGUUCCUACAACUGAGUCAGAAAGGUUACAGGCAGAGUGGCAUGAUUCAGACUGGAUACUUUCAUUGCCAGCCAAGUUACCUGAAAUUGAAGAAUAUUAUGAUGGAAACACAUCUUCUAACUCCAGGCAGAGGAGUGGCUGGUCAAGUGGCCGGUCUGGCCGAUCUGGCCGGUCAGGUGGUCGAUCUGGUGGCCGGUCAGGUAGACAGAGUCGACAGGGGAGUCGGUCAGGAAGUCGACAAGAUGGUAGAAGACGAAGUGGGAAUAGAAAUCGAUCAAGAAGCGGGGGCCACAAACGGAGUUUUGACUGAGUAUUUGAUAGUUAAUCUACCAGUGUGAGCUUGCCUAUUUCUGCCUAAUCAUGUACAUUAUCCACCAAAAAUUAGGUCAUCAUAGUUGAGGUAUGUGUCUGCUCUUUGCAAAGAAGUUGGUCAUAUUUUUUUAAAAAGUGUUUCACAAGAAUGGUUGUAAACAAAUCUACUUAUCCAGUUAUACCUUUGAAUAAAAAAACCUCCUUUUAUUGUCUCUUUUCA
This is a messenger RNA of Lynx canadensis (Canada lynx), 2665 nucleotides long. RefSeq names its product DExD-box helicase 50 (gene DDX50). NCBI's taxonomy places the organism in Eukaryota, Metazoa, Chordata, Mammalia, Carnivora, Felidae. Gene Ontology annotation, molecular function: RNA helicase activity; RNA binding; ATP binding. The transcript is spliced from 17 exons. The record is from RefSeq and is a predicted model, not a curated record. The coding region runs from base 308 to 2443 and encodes 711 amino acids.